GACUUAUGACAGACUCUUCUGGCUUCAAUUUGCAGCACCUCUCGAACUGCAGCAUCUCGCUGCCUGCUCCAAGAUGGAGUGGUUCUCGGCCAUGGCUGUGGUCGUAUCUGUCCUGAUGUUGCUUCUUUGUGGGUGUUGCAUUCUAUUAAUCUUUUUGGACUGGCUGCAGACGAUGCGGGAGGAUUUGAAAAGGCCAGCAUACACUCUUGGUGCCCCUCAUUGCUCGGCAUGCCAUGAAGACAGCGAUGAGUCGCAAGAAGAUGCCAAAGGCCUUUUACUCACUUGCGAUUCCUCUGGCGAUGAAGACGAAGGUCAUGUCCGCGAUUCGCGCGAGUCUUAUGAUCAGGAAGAGGAUCCAGAGCGAGAGAAGGAGGAACACCUCAAAGAGCUCAUCCGUCAGCGCGUGAAAUGGGAGGGCCGCCUAAUGGUGGUGCUUCCCGUGGUGCCUUUGCUCUCAUCUCCAUGGACGACAUGCACAGGUGGUAUGCCCACCUGGGCAUACAUUAUAUAUCUGCCUUUCCUCUUGAAAGCGAAAGUGACCGAAGCUGUGAUGCUUCAGAAAUUGCAAUCUCCAGAGUACAUUUGGUCUUUGGAGCAUAUUUUGGGCUUCUGGCUUUGGGGCCCUUUGGAGCACCUCGACCCUUGGCCAACCAGAGCCGGCCCUGCAGCUUUUUUGC
Messenger RNA from Durusdinium trenchii, 677 nucleotides. The record is from the annotation of a GenBank genome assembly. NCBI's taxonomy places the organism in Eukaryota, Dinophyceae, Suessiales, Symbiodiniaceae.